Messenger RNA from Labrus mixtus (cuckoo wrasse), 10307 nucleotides. RefSeq names its product E1A binding protein p400 (gene ep400). The transcript is spliced from 53 exons. Lineage: Eukaryota; Metazoa; Chordata; Actinopteri; Labriformes; Labridae. The coding region runs from base 189 to 9542 and encodes 3117 amino acids. Gene Ontology annotation, molecular function: ATP-dependent chromatin remodeler activity; ATP binding. The record is from RefSeq and is a predicted model, not a curated record.
CCAUGUUGCUGAAUGAAAUUAGCUCCAAAACAUUGAAUAGCCGUUAGCAAUAUCGAUAUUUUAUUUUUUCGCGGAAUAAUUUUUGUUACCCUAUUUGACUUAUUGUAACUAUGACUUAGGAUUUAUGAAGCUACCACAGAAGCCCCAUUCCCUAUUGUUGUGUUUAGGCAUAGAAACAUUGUCACGCAAUGCACCAUGGAAGUGGAUCGCAGAAUAUGCAACGACAGCUCCAGAGAUCAAAAUCUGUCAGUGGGUCUGAAGCAGAGGAGACACAGCAGCAGCCCACCAUGGCAGUCACACAGCAGCAAGCUACAAUUAACCAUCCUCAAUCGCCUGUGACCACAUUCUCCUCUGCUGCCAGUCCUUCUGCCCCUCAGUCACCCAAUUAUCAAAUAAUCAUGAGUCGCAGCCCAGUCACCGGACAGAACAUGAACAUCACAUUACAAAAUGUGGGACAGAUGGUAACUGGUAACCAGCAGAUCACCCUAACCCCACUGCCCAUCCAGAACCCAGCCUCUCCUGGCUUUCAGCAUACUACACCUCAGUGGAGGUUUGAGCAUGCUCCAUCCUCCUACAUUCAGGUUACCUCACCUGUGCCCCAGCCCAUGCAGCCCCAGAGUCCCACGCAGCACAGCCCAGUCCCGGUGCAAGGUUUGACAAGGCCAGGAGCACCUACAUCAGCACUGUGUGGACAGAGUCCAACACGAUUUGUUGAAGCCGGUAUGUUGGUGCGGCAAAUCAGUUUAGGAAGUCCUUCAGGAAGCGGCCACUUUGUUUACCAGGAGGGGACGGGACUGGCUCAGAUUGCACAGGCAACACCUGGCCAGGUACAGCUGGCUUCUCCAGGAGCACCAGGCUCUGUAAGGGAACGCAGGCUGUCUCAGCCUCACUCACAGACUGGAGGCACCAUCCACCAUCAUGGACCUCAAAGUCCUGUGGCCACCGGUACUGCUGUCCCCACUCUGAGCAGUCCUGGUCACAUCACCACAUCCAACCUACCUCCACAGAUCAGCAGUAUCAUUCAAGGACAGCUGGCACGCCCCAUGAUAUUUGAGAAGACGUCACAGGGUGUUGUUGCUGGAGUAGGAACCACAGCUACAGCAUCAUUUAGUAUACCCACCUCCAUUCCACCUUCUAGCCCAUCCCUCACUAGUCCAACCCAAGGGAUCGCCAACAAUCCCCUUGGACUCACUAGCAUGACUGUGGGCACUGUGAAGAAGCAGAUUCCCAAGAAGUUAGAAGAAAUCGCUCCUUCGUCUCCAGAGAUUGCCCAGCUUAGGAAACAGUGCUUGGAGCACCACAACAAGAAGAUGGAGAGCCUGAAAGAAGUGUUCAAAGAAUACUUGAUUGAGCUCUUCUUUCUGCAGCACCUCCAAGGUAACAUGAUGGACUACCUAGCUUUUAAGAAGAAGCCCUGUGUCCCCUUGUAUACUUAUCUGAGACAGAAUGACUUGGACCUGGAAGAUGAAGAGGAAGAAGAAGAACAGUCUGAAGUCAUUAAUGAUGAGGUAAAGGUUGUCACUGGAAAGGAUGGCCAAGCAGUAACACCAGUUGCCAUAGCAACACAGCUUCCUCCCAAUGUUUCUGCAGCUUUUUCUGUCCAGCAGCAGUUCCAGGUACACCAAGGGGUUGCUGGCACCAUUACAAACCCUGGUGACAUGGAUGCCUUUAAGAGGCAGCAGGCUAUGGUGCAAGCAGGCGGGAUGCCGCCUACUCCUCAAGCAAUCCAGAUUGCAGGACAGAAGCAGAACCAGCAAUAUGACCCAUCCAAAGGACCUCCAGUGCAGAAUGCAGCCAGUCUACACACACCUCCUCCCCAGCUACCUGGCAGGUUGCCCCAAGGUACUCUCCCUAUGGCAGGCCUGUCAAUGACACUCUCCCAGCAGGCUCAGUUACUGGAGAACACAGCUCAGGCUGGUGGUCAACUGGCACAGGUGAAGGUGCAGGCAGGUGGGCCUGUCCUGACCACAGUAAACCCCCACACACAGCUACAGGCCCAACUGCAACAACAGAUGCAGCCAGGUCUUCAUAUCCAGCUGCAGCCCCAGCAGCAACAAUCCCAGGCUGUUCUUCAGUCAGCACAGGCGGUCAGUCAACUUAAAAAAACGGUCACACUUGCUCGUCCUGGUACAGAGUCAAACCAGCCAGUUCAGAGGAUAAUGACCAACCCAAUAUCCAUGACAUCCAUUUCUCCUGCUCCCCUUCCUUCUACCAAUCCUGUCGCAACCCCCCACACUGCCAAUCCACUUCGCCCUCAUGGUGCUAACAUCAACCCAAGCACCCAGUCCAAACUGAGUGGAACCAAUGGCAUAUCCACUGUCAAAGUGGGUGGCUUUGGUCAGAGUGCAACCAUGCAGACCUCCCAGGAAGGUUCCCAAGACAAGCAUGUUGAGCAGGCCAAACUGGAGAGUCAAGUGCAUCAACGCAUCUCUGAGCUUAGGAAGGAGGGCCAGUGGUCAGCCAGUAGACUCCCAAAGCUUGUUGAAGCGUCACGUCCAAAGUCCCACUGGGACUACCUCCUGGAGGAGAUGCAGUGGAUGGCCGCUGAUUUUGCCCAGGAGAGGAGAUGGAAAGAGGCGGCAGCUAAGAAGCUUGUUCGCACCUGUGCCCGUCACCACCAAGAGCAGAAGAAAAGUGAAGAGAGGUCAAAGAGAGAAAGGGAAAUUCAUCAUCGCCACAUUGCCAGCACAAUUGCCAGAGAGGUGGAAUUUUUCUGGUCAAACAUUGAGCAGGUUGUCGAAAUCAAAUUGCAAUUUGAGUUUUAUGAGAAGAGACUAAAAGCACUCAGCUUACAAAAAGCCUCAGCCAAAGUACCUGGUCAGUCAACAGUCAUGAAAGGUGAUAAAGAGGAGGUGGGAACUUCAGCUAAAAAAAGGAAAUCAACUUCAUCUUUUGUUGAUGAAGAUGUCCCAGAUGAAGAGAGCACCAUAGAGGAGCAGGAGGUGAUGGAGGGGGAAGCGGACCACAAAGCAGAGCUGGUUGACCUCGCCAAAGAUGCUGAGAUGCCUCUGGAUGCUUUAAAGAAGCAGUAUGCAGGCGCUUACGCUGACAGCUUUGAGUGGCCUCAGCCAAGUCCUCACAGUGAGGAGGAAGACAUGGAGGAGAGUGAAGAAUGUCCUGCAAGCAGUCCACCUGAGGCAGUGAAGAUAGACUCCCUGCUCAGUGUAGACCAGUACAGAGGAGCUGACAAAUCCACCUCCUCUGACUCUGAUGGGAAGCCUGCCAGAGACAUAGCUGAAGUUGCUGCCACCACAGAGCUCAUCCUGCCCAAAGGAAGCUUCAGGACAACCUCCUCCACCCGCAGCCCAGCUCCUAUUCUACUGCAUGGGUCGCUGCGUGAGUAUCAACAAAUCGGUGUCGACUGGCUGGUAAACCUCAACAAGAAACACCUCAACGGCAUCCUGGCAGAUGAGACGGGCCUCGGCAAGACUGUACAGACAGUCGCAUAUAUGGCCCACUUAGCAGGCCAAGAAGGCAUCUGGGGACCCCACCUUAUUGUGGUAAGAACGUGCAAGCUGCUGAAUUGGGAGGUUGAGUUCAAGCGCUGGUGUCCUGGCCUGAAGAUCCUCCUUUAUCUCGGCAACAGACGGGAGAGAAGAUUUAAGAGAAAGUGGUGGGGAGAAGCCAACAGCUUCCAUGUCUGUUUGACAUCCUACAAAUUGCUGAUGAAAGACCAAAGCCAUUUUCUGAGGAGAAGGUGGAGGCACAUGGUCCUGGACGAGGUGCAACUUCUCAAAAACAUGACUGAGAAACACUGGGAAACAGUCUUUGCUCUCAAAAGCGAGCAAAGGAUUCUCCUCAUCAACACUCCUUUACAAAACACUCUAAAGGAGCUGUGGACCAUGAUCCACUUCCUUUUGCCAGGAAUCACCAGACCCUACUCAGACUUCCCUGUUAAGGCAGGAACAGACCAGAACCAGGACUACUGCCACAAACUUGUCAUCCGCCUACACAGGAUGAUCCAGCCUUUCAUCCUGAGACGCUCAAAAAGGGACGUGGAGAAACAGCUUCCCAAGAAGUAUGAGCACAUCCUGAAGUGUCGUCUCUCCAGCAGACAGAAGAGCCUUUAUGAGGAUAUCCUCACUCAACCAGGAUCUCAGGAGGCUCUGAAGACGGGUCAUUUUGUCAGUGUGCUUCAGGUUCUGAUGCAGUUACAGCGAGUGUGUAACCACCCUGAGCUGGUGGUGCCAAGAGAGAACAACAGCUCUUACUUUGGAUCCUCCCUACAAUACAACAUCCCCUCACAGGUGCUGGGAGCUCUUCAGAAGGAAUCAAGCAAGAUCGCCAGCAUGUCGAUAUUCGAUCUGAUCAAUAACGAGAACAGACUGACUCGGUAUCAGACUGAAGAGGCGGUACCCAAACUGAAGGUCACUCAGCAGCUCAUCGAGGAGAUCUACACUGGUCCAGAUCCACCACCACGACCAAAGCCAUGCCCAAUAAAACCCAUGAGAUUGUUCCAGCCGGUGCAGUAUGGGACGAAGCCAGAGGGCCGCCUUGCUACAAUAACGAGUACAGCAGGCCAGCGCCCGCCGACAAGCUCUCCUGCUACAAGCACCUCUGCUUCAACAACCAACCAAGCAGCUCAGGCUAGAGGCAAGUCCCCUGUCACCUCUGCAACUACUACAGCCACUUCUCAAGCGGUCGGGACAGCCUCUCAGAGAGCCCUGACUACCCCUCCUGUCAUCAGCAGCAGCAACACUGCCGCCUCCAUUGUAGCCUCCUCUGGGAACACUGGCGUUGGGCAGCAUGUGUUGGGGCCAGCGUCUGUGGCCUUGGGCCAGACUUUAACUGGCACAGUUAUGGGCUCAUUAGCUCCCAUUAACCAGCCUGGAUUAACACAGGUCCCCAGGCCAGCUCUAGCCCCCAGCCAUGCAAUCCAGCCAAGCUUACUGUCCCAGAGGCUGGUUCUAACAUCCCAGGCCCAGGCACGGUUGCCUAGUGGAGAUGUGGUGAAGAUUGCCCAACUGGCCAACAUGGCCGGCACACAGAAUCGUAUCUCACAGCAGGAGACUCCAGUCACUCUGCAGUUUCAGGGAAACAAGUUCACUCUGUCUCCCAGCCAGCUCCGUCAGCUCACCACCGGGCAGCCAUUGCAGAUCCAAGGUACCCUCGGUAACAUCCUGCAGAUUAUGUCGACUCCCGGGCAGCAGCUCAUCAGGCCCCAGGGAUCGAUGGUGAUGCAAGCAAUGCCACAAGCUGUUCCUGCAUCCAAUGCCUCAGCUACACCUGGCACACCUCAUCCUGCGCUGUCAGCAGGCCAACAAGCUCUGGGUGUGUCUACAAAUGCCACAUCAGCCCCAACCAAGCUCACUACUGCUACUAAUGCUGGUUCUCAGGAGUCAUCAGAAGAGAAGACUCAGCAGCUGAAAGAGCGUCUGGGCCGCCUGUUUGAAGCGAAUGAGCGACGCUGCAGUCGCAGAGUUUUGUAUGGCUCCGACCUGCUGCAGGCGUGCACUCUUAGCUCAGAGCCGGGUCACUCGGCCCUGACAGCUGGAGGCUGGAGGUGGGUGGGCAUAGAGAGUUGCCUGAGGGCCAAGAGAACCUGCAUGACUAGCACCUCUACACUGCAGUCCACUCUGCUCUCUGUGGAGGACCGCCUGGAGGCUGCAAACAACAUAACCAAGAGACUGGUCUGUGUGGUGCCUCGAGCUGUAGCCCCGCCUCCUCAACUGUAUGCAGCCAAUCCACCGGUUCCCUACCGGCUGGAUCAGAAAUCCUUUCAACGUCGGCUACAAGAGGCCUCUGCACCCCUAGGUGCUGAUAUCCACCAAUUUACAUCCAGGAGUCUCAUCCAUUUUCCUGACCUGCAGCUGAUGCAGAUGGACUCAGGUAAACUGGAGGCUCUCGCCAUUCUGCUGCAGAAGUUAAGAUCAGAGAGCCGUCGUGUCCUCAUCUUUACUCAGAUGGUGAAGAUGUUAGACAUCCUGGAAGCCUUCCUCGAUCACAGGCAGCUGACUUAUGUGCGAGUGGAUGAAAGCUUCACUCCUGAUGAACGACAGGAGAAUAUAAAAAGGUUCAACAGGAACAGGAGGGUUUUCUGCAGUAUCUUGACAAACCGCUGCUGCUCUGCAGUCGGGACUAUGUUUGAUGCAGACACCAUCAUCUUCUAUGACACAGACCUCAAUCCCAGCAUGGAUGCCCGCACACAGGAGUGGUGUGAAAAAAUAGGCCGUUCUAAGGAUAUACACAUAUACAGGCUAGAGAGUGGGAACUCUAUUGAAGAGAAGCUGCUGAAGAACGGCACCAAGGAUCUGAUCAGAGAGGUGGCUGCUCAGGGUACUGACUACACCCUGGCUUUCCUCACACAACGGACUAUCCAGGAUCUGUUCGAGGUUGAGGCAGGCUCAGGGGAGAAGGUGGAGGAGUUUGUGGUACUUCAUCAGGAACCGUCAUCUUCUGAAGCCAUCUCUCCCAGAGUGGCUCGGCCCUACAUCCAAGCUCUGCACAGCAUCAAUCUGGAUGCUCCAGCAGAGGAAGAAGAGCAGCAGCAGCAGCAGGUGGAGGAGGAGUUAGAAGGCAAGGAGUUGACAGAGGAGGACCAAGAGUCAGAGAGUGUAGCUAAAGGAGAGCCCGCUCACAAAGAGGAGCUGAAUGCAGUCAUGGAACAGCUCACACCUAUUGAAAAGUAUGCGCUGCAUUACCUUGAGUACCUCCACAUCAGUGACGAUGAAACUGCUCUCAAGGAGCAGUUAGAGAGCUUUAAGAGAGGCUGGGAGCUAAAGCAGCUGCAGAAGCUGAAAGAGGAGGAGGACGAGCGGCUGAUGAUAGAGGGAGAUGAAGACCUCUUCACCUACACCAGAGAGGAUGCCUACAACAUGGAGUAUGUGUUUGAUGCAGAGGACGGCCACACAGAAAUCAUGCCGGUUUGGACUCCUCCCACACCUCCACAAGAUGACAACGACAUUUACAUCGACUCUGUGAUGAUGCUGAUGUAUGACACCACCCCCAUGCCAGAGGCCAAACUGCCUCCGGUCUACGUCCGCAAGGAGCACAAGAGACUCAAGAUGGACCCCUCAGUAGCAGCCAGGAAGAAGAAGAAGGGCCACGGGGAGACUGUCAUUCCUCCACGCUCCCUGUUUGAAAAGGCCAGCAUGCUCAAAGUUCGACGUGAGGGCAAAGACCAAAAGAAGAACUUUUCCCUCAAGCAGCAAGCACCCUUUGCCAAGCCCCUCCCCUCGCUGGUUAAACCUGCCAUGGAGGCUGGCCAGGACAACCCAGAAUGGCUCAUCAGUGAGGACUGGGCUCUUCUUCAGGCUGUGAAGCAGCUGCUGGAAUUGCCUCUGAACCUGACAAUCGUGUCUCCUGCACACACUCCGAACUGGGAUCUUGUCAGCGAUGUUGUGAACUCUUGCAGCCGCAUCUACCGCUCGCCCAAACAGUGUCGCAACCGCUACGAGAAUGUCAUCAUACCCAGAGAAGAGGGCAAGUUGGUGUAUGAGGCUAACCCCAAGAAGAAAACCAAAAGCAUAUACAAGUCUAAGAACAGCCGUCCUCUAAGAACAUGUCAGAUCUACACACAGGAUGACAAUGCCACUCACAUUCAGCUCUACAACAGCCGCUUUGAGCUCAUGAAGAUCAUCGCCAGUAAAAGGAGUCCACCAAUCAAACCACUGCUUGGCAUGAAUCCAUUCCAGAAGAAUCCUAAACAUGCCUCAGUCUUGGCAGAAAGCGGGAUCAGCUACGACAAGCCUCUACCUCCCAUUCAGGUGGCAUCUCAACGUGCUGAGAGGAUUGCUAAGGAGAAAAAGGCCCUUGCAGAGCAGCAGAAGGCUCAGUUGGCACAACAGCAGCAGACCGGAGCACCCCAGGCUCAGGCUGCAACCGGCCAGGUUCAGGCUCCUGCUGCUGGUCAGAUUCAGGCUCAGGUCCCCCAGACUGCCGCAGUGGCUGGAGCCGCUGCUGUUCCUAAUGCAGCAGUUUUGGCGGGAGCCAUAAAAAAUGCCACUGUGGGCACAACCAUCCAGGCGGCCACUGUAGGGGGGAAUGUGAUUGUGAACACAGUAGCUGGAGUUCCUCCAAGUCCCUUCCAGGCCAACAAACGCCUGGCAUCUCCAGUCAUCCCAGGCACCCUGUCUCCUGCUAAUGCAACCGGAGCCCAGGUGGUCCACACACAACAGAGGGCUGUCACAGCUGCUGCUGCCCCAGCAGAAGUGGUUGCCAUAGCUACAGGUCAAGGUGUUCGAGCGGUUACCCCAGUGACGGCGUCUGCAGUCGUUUCUACGACUCUGAGCCCCGGGCAGUCACAGACCCGCCCUCUGGUCACUCAGGUCACACCAGCCACAGGUAUGCAGCUGCCACAAGGAAAGCCUCUCACCCCGGCACAUCUGCAGAUGCUCCGUCAGCAGCAGCUUCAGCAGCACCAACAACAGCAGCAGGCUGCUUCACCACAGAUCAAAGCAGUGGGCAAAUCCCAGGAGUUGUUGAAGAUGCACAAGCACAAGUUGCAGCUGCAGCAGCAACAGCAGCAGGUCGCUGCAGCAGUGGCAGCAGCAGCAGCUCAGGGCCAACAGGCUGCAGGAGCUCAGCAGGCUGCUCAGGUACAACCUGCACAGGCUGCACAGGCUAAUCCCCAGCUGACGGCUGUGGCAGCACCCAGACCUGGAGCGGUGCUGACUGGCACCACGGUGGCCAGCCUGCAAGUGGCCAGACUGACUCGAGUACCCACUCAGGGCCAGAUUCAGGCCCAGGCAGGACAGACAGCCCAGGUGACCCUCACCAAGCCUCCUGUGGUCUCUGUGCCAGCUGUGGUCUCAUCAGCUGGAGUCACAACGCUGCCAGUCACUGUAGCUGGCAUCAGUAUGGCUAUCAGUCAGGCCCAGAAAACAGGUGGACCUGUGCUGACGCCGUCCUUCCCCCAGAUGCAGGUCCAGCAGCUGCUUCAGAUGAAGAAGCAGCAGCAGGCGGCAGCAGUUCAGGCAGCAGCUGCAGCUCAGCAGAAAGCAGGGCAGCCGCAGCAAGGGCAGGCCACUGUGCAACAAAAGAUCGGCACCCAGCAGGUGACGGUGCAGGCAGCCCAGCCGGCUCAGCAGCAGCAGAAGGUGACCUACGCUGCCACCACCCAACUCCAACCUGGAAUCAAGACCCAGUUCUUCACUACAUCCAUUGCUCAGGCUCAGAAACCCACUGGAGCCCAACAAAUCCAGGUGGCUAAGCUCCCACAAAUAGUGCAGCAGCAAACCACUGUGGCAAAUCUCCAACAAAUCGUGUCUUCUCCUCAGCAGAUCCAGGCCCAGCCUCAGACCGUGACUCUGACCCAGGCGGCCACGUCCGCUCCUGCUCAGGUGCAGAUGAUCUCCGCUGGAACAGCAACAGCCCAGGUGGUCCAGCAGAAGAUCAUCCAACAGCAGGUGGUAACUGCUGCCACGUCACCUCAGAUCCAGACUCCUCCUCCACACAGCCCCGCCCAGCAGCCUGCAGUGACCUCUGCGGCCGAGUCCACAGCGCAGCAGCCAACUCAGACCCAACAGCCCACCAAGGGUCAGGCUCGCCAGGGUGGCAUCAGGGCCAAAACUCCUGCCAAGCCCAGCGGGGGGAGCAGCUAAUGAAAUGGAUUGAGCGAUUGUUUCCUGCAGUACAGAUGUGACAGCUCUGACGUUGUGCUGAAGCUUUUCUUGCGGAUCCUGUCACAUUGUUCACCACAGAAAACCUUUACCUCACACACUGCAGCCAUCUCUAAUCUGAUUCUAACUGUUGAACAUGACACACAUGUCAGUGGUUCUUUCUAAGCUUUCAACUCAAUCUCAGCACUCCUGUAACUCCUGGUGGGAUCCAUAAGUUUGCAUUACAGUCAACAUUGUUACUUCUCUUUAUUUGUUUAAUGUAAUGUGGAAUGUUUGAAAAUACCACAACUGAAAAUUGUCCCCUGAUAGAUCAAGCAACAGAGACAACAUCAAUGACUUGUAAGUGACAAUUAUCACUGAAUCACCAGAUAUCUGAGGCUGAGGCUCAUGGGAAAUCUUGCAGCUGUCCGUUAGAAUAAGUGUAUCCAUAAUUAGUCCCUUUUAUGUCUAUUCCCCUUGUUGUCUAUAGAUACUGAAUGGAGAAUAAUGCACGUUCCUUUAGCCCUUUGUUUUUUAUUGCAGCAAAUACACUGUAUACAUGUACUUUAGUAUUUUGUGUUUCUCAUAAAUUGUCUUUUUUUAUUGAUGUCAAGGAAAAAAAACUGUAAAUAUCAAUGAAAAACAUUUGUACUUGUAAAGUAGUCGUGUUUUCAUUGGGUUUUUUCAGCCUAAUUGUAAUAAAGUGUUUUGUUUUUAUACACAAAUUCAUCUUUUCCUUUCAUUAAAUCCGAUGUAAGUACUUGGAAA